Messenger RNA from Pochonia chlamydosporia 170, 1419 nucleotides. RefSeq names its product NAD(P)-binding domain. The coding region runs from base 1 to 1419 and encodes 472 amino acids. The record is from RefSeq and is a predicted model, not a curated record. The transcript has 3 exons. NCBI's taxonomy places the organism in Eukaryota, Fungi, Ascomycota, Sordariomycetes, Hypocreales, Clavicipitaceae. Gene Ontology annotation, cellular component: cytoplasm.
AUGACAUUUACUGUUCUUACAGACGAUCAGGUCAAGGACAUCCUCGAGACCCUUACCCUUGACGAGCUUGACGAUUUCCGUCAGGUGUUAUCAUCUGCCCUGCAUGAGUUCUCCAACAGCACCGAGACUGAGGACGGUGGCGAUGUCUACCAGCAACCCCACAGAAUAACGACGUUUCAUUCCGGGACUAAGGCUACUACGCUGUUUAUGCCGUCGUGCGGACCCGAAGGCAUGGGAUGCAAAGGCAGGUGCUAUUCUUGGCAGGUCGUCUCAUUGACCUCAUCAGCUGUUACACAAGAUCCCACCGUGAAACCAAUUAGUCCUACCGGAGUCGUCAAUUUGUUCCAUCCUGAUGGUACCCCCAUGGGACUUGUCCACGCAAGCACUCUGACGGCCUUCCGAACAGCCCUCGGGUCAGCAUGCCUGCUAACUCGUCGCAACCAUGUCAAGACGCUCACAGUCUUUGGGAGCGGUAGCCAAGCCUACUGGCAUGUCCGACUGGCGCUUCUCAUGCGUGGAAGCACCAUCAAGCACGUACACAUUAUCAAUCGAAGAUUCUCGGACAGUGCCGGUCACAUUCUCAAGAAGUUCACCAUCAUUCCUGCUGCUGUCAAGGAGCGCGAAGGUUGGGCACAUACCAAGUUCAGUAUCCUGACCCCUACCUUCCAUGACUUUGAAAGGCUUCAGAAGGAACAGAUUCGCAGCGCCGAUGUCAUUUAUUGUUGUACUCCAUCGCGACAGGAGUUGUUUGAUGCAUCUAUCCUGACGUCACAUGAAGGCCGUAAGAAAGGCCGACUCAUUGUCGCUGUCGGAAGCUAUACUCCUGAGAUGAGGGAGCUUCCCGAGGGGUUAUUGCAUCUCGUCACGAAGCCUCAUGAGAAAAACCAUCGGCACUUUCAUAAGCACGCUGAUGAAGGUGGUGUCAUUGUCGUAGACACGCUUGAGGGUGUACUGAAAGAAGCUGGUGAAAUCAUCUCCGCCAAAAUUAGCCCACACCAGAUGGUUGAGCUCGGCGAACUUGUUAUGUUGCACCGUCUCGCCAUUGAAGAAUCCGAGACGGACACAACUGGCAGCCAAACCCCAAUGUCUUCGGAAUACGAAAUGCCGUUAGACCCCAAUGACAAGACGCCUUCCAUGUCCUCCGUCUUCAGUGAACCUACACCUCAACCAGCCAGUCCAUCUAGUCCCAGCUCGUCUCAUCAUAGUCGCAAACCGAGCUUCCCGAUUCCGUUCCGAACACGUUCUGGAAGUUCGUCUGACACGGAGAAGAAGAAAGAGGACGGCCUUGCGCGAUGGCUUAGAGAUGGAACCGUUGUCUACAAGAGUGUUGGUCUAGGGUUGAUGGACCUGGUAAUUGGCAUGCAUAUGGUGAAGGUGGCUAACGAGAAGAAGAUUGGCACCCAGAUAGAAGGAUUUUAG